Messenger RNA from Anopheles bellator, 2636 nucleotides. RefSeq names its product gamma-soluble NSF attachment protein (gene gammaSnap1). Gene Ontology annotation, biological process: intracellular protein transport. Gene Ontology annotation, molecular function: syntaxin binding; soluble NSF attachment protein activity. NCBI's taxonomy places the organism in Eukaryota, Metazoa, Arthropoda, Insecta, Diptera, Culicidae. Bases 164 to 1117 code for a protein of 317 amino acids. The transcript is spliced from 6 exons. The record is from RefSeq and is a predicted model, not a curated record. Gene Ontology annotation, cellular component: SNARE complex; vacuolar membrane.
CGAAGGGCGAGAGUGAAAAUUUUAUAUCAAUAAAUUCGAUUGUUGUUCGCUAAUAUAAUAAUAUUAUAUAUCACUAUUUUGGGCGUAUCUUCGUGAGUUCGAGUGCGACUGUUAUCCGUCGAAUACUUCGCACCAGCCCUUGUGCUUCAAUUUCAAAAGAAAAAUGUCCAGCAAAAUCGAGGAAGCGCAAGAGCACAUCCGCCAGGCGGAGAAAUGCCUGAAAACGUCCAUCCUGAAAUGGCGUCCGGAUUACGACAACGCGGCCGAGGAGUACAACAAAGCGGCCACUUGCUUCCGCAAUGCUAAAUCGCUCGACCAGUGCCGCGAUUGUCUGAUGAAGUCAGCCGAUUGCCACCGACAGAACCGGGCCCUUUUCCAUGCGGCCAAGUGCCUCGAUCAGGCCAUUCUGAUAUGCAAGGAUAUGAACAACCUCGGCGAUAUCCGGAAGCUGGCAGAGCGUGCGUGCCAUUUGUAUCAACAACACGGUUCCCCGGAAUCGGGAGCUACCGUCCUCGACAAGGCGGCAAAGAUAUUGGAGCAAACGCACCCGGAAGAUGCCCUUCAGCUAUACAAGCAGGCCGUCGACGUAGUUACGAUCGAAGACUCGACGCGUCAGGGGGCCGAGUAUGCUAGUAAAGUGGCCCGUAUUAUGGUGAAGCUUGGCAUGUAUGAUCAGGCAGCCGAUGCCAUUAGGCGAGAGAUCGGCUUGCAUCAGCAAGUAGGGUCAGAUGGCGCCAUAGGACGGCUGGCGGUUGCGCUAGUGCUGGUUCAGUUGGCUCGCGGUGAUUACGUGGCUGCCGAGAAGGCUUUCAAGGAGUGGGGCAAUUGCUGCGAUAGCGCCGAGGUGCAAACAUUGGAAUCGUUGUUACUGGCGUACGAUGACGAGGAUCCGGAACUAGCCCAGCGGGCUCUCUCUUCACCCUUCAUACGCCACAUGGACGUCGAAUAUGCUCGGUUGGCACGGGAUUUACCACUCCCGAAAGGUAUGUCGGUUGCGCCGAAGGCAAACGUUAUCGAAAAUGCGACCGCUUCUUACAUUUCGCCGAAUAGUGCCGAUACAUCGAAACCAUCAACGGGCCCCGUUGCAGAAGACGAAGACGAAGGCGGUUUGUGUUAGUACGUCUUUCCAAAAGUGGCCGCCUAUACUACGGCACCGUUAAGAGUUGUGUGAUAAAUAUGCUUUUAUUAAUAUUAUCAUCAUUAUGAUUACGAUUACGGAACACCUGACAGAGGAACUAUGAUUAAACUUGUUGCUGUGAGGUACGUGCAAGCUUUAUCUGCUAUAGCGUAUUACAAACUGCAAAAAUAACUACCUAACGUUCCUUUGAGAUUUGAUUUUUUUCAAAUGUUUUACAAUCAAAGUGUAAAAUCCAUAUGCUGCAGUUUUCGGCACCGUUGAAAGUUGAAACUGUUUAUAGACUGAUUUACAAACAAACUUCGUACCUUGUUUUCCUACUGCAGUCGAAAAUGUUUCGUAUUUCGGAAUAUUCGGAAACUUAUAGUAGAUGGCAAAAGCAAACCAAGGUUCGCGUUAUUUAGACACAAGAAAAAGAAAGUAAGAUGUGAAAACAAAGUGCAAAAGCAAACGAAUAUAUCCAUCAUUAACUACUUAUGUAAAGGAAAUGCUUCAAAGUAUGAUUUGAACAGACAAACGACAAAUGUCGGCAAAAAGUCAAGCAUUUUGUUUUAAACUGUGCGCAAAAAUGUAAUUAAAUAGUCCCUGUAUGAUGUAACAUGUAAGCUAAAUCUGCUCAGUAAACUGCUGUAUGCAAUUUUUCUUCUCGAAACGAAAGCAACUCACACGCGUCCGUGCAUCUAAUCGCGAGCAUCCACAAUAAAUGCGACAUUAACAUAAGAAUGGAGAGCCAUUCGAAUGUAAGAGAAAAGCAAAAUGGGAGAAACGAAAGCAAACUGCAAUGUUUAGGCCACUCCGGACAGCAGAGUUACAUUGAAAGCAAACAAAAAAAAUUAAAUCCCGUUUAUGAUAAUGGCAUUGAAUUAGUGUGUGAAACAUAUGAGCUAUCAGCCGUAAACACUCCCCACGUUCUCUCUAUCCCGUUUUCCCACUAGCAUCCCGCAAUCAAUGAAGUUAUCAAUUAUAAAUAGAUAGAAAGAAAACGUGCAAUGCAAGUAGCGAAGAUGCAAAGAAUAUUGUUAUCAAUCAAACCUGUUGUAGAUGAAAUAUUUCAAUAAAAGAAAAAAAAUCGAAGAAAUCAAUAAAUCAAAGGAUAAUCCAAUUGGUAUCGCUGCGAGGAGAGCUGAAACGUGUGAAUGAAAUGCAACUGGAAUAGAACAGAGGUGAACGUUAGCAGCUAGCGAGCCUUUUGAGCAGCAGACACUACACGUUAAGAAUUAACACGUUGUUCAUCCAUUACGGCAAAUCGUAAACAUAUUCAGUGCCACGAUUCGAUGGUGAUAACUAACGAAGAUAGCGAAGCUUGUACAGUACAUAUAAAUAUUAUCCCUUGUCUAAGGUAAACCGCAUUUCGUUUCGUAUUUUUAGCGACCGCAAUUUAUUUAACCUCAUUAAGAUAGAUUUUGUCCUCCACCAACUGCAUUGUUUUUCUUACUCCCUCAUGGGUAAACGGUAGAACAUCUAUUUAUUGAAUAAAAAGUGUUCAGUCCUCAUAAUGUUA